ACUGCGUUGAAUCUCCGUCUCUGUUUCUUUCGUCUCUCUCUCUGCAUCGAUGGAGCAACCACCAGAUCGAACGAAGCGACCAUGGAGAUUCACCACGUUCGUCUACACUUCUUCAAUCUCAUUCCUUCUCCUUUCUAUACUCAUACUCUCCUUCACCACGCACGAUCUCUACAAAACCCUACCUCUGAGAUUCAUCUCCACCUAUCUUCAAUCUCUCUCCUCCAAUUCCAAAUCCGAUACUCUUAAAACUCCGUCCCAUUGCGUGUUAUGGAUGGCUCCUUUCCUCUCGAGCGGCGGCUACAGCUCCGAAGCAUGGUCCUACAUCUUAUCCCUCCACCACAACCUCAAACCCCCUAAGUUCCGAAUCACAAUCGAGCACCACGGCGAUCUCCAAUCAAUCGAGUUCUGGAACGGUUUAGCCACAGAGACGAAAGAGCUCGCCAUCGAAAUGCACAAAACAGAGUGUAGACCCAACGAGACGAUCGUCGUCUGCCACAGCGAGCCUGGCGCGUGGUAUCCGCCCUUGUUCGAGACGCUUCCUUGUCCUCCUUACGGUUACUACGGAGACUUUGCGGCUGUGAUCGGUAGAACAAUGUUUGAGACUGAUAGAGUCAAUGACGAGCACGUGGAGCGGUGUAACGGAAUGGAUCGUGUUUGGGUUCCUACUGAGUUUCAUGUAGCGUCGUUUGUGAAAAGCGGUGUUGAUUCGUCUAAGGUUGUUAAGAUUGUGCAGCCUGUUGAUGUUGAGGUGUUUGAUCCUUUAAAGUAUGAGCCUUUGGAUUUGGUGGAGAUUGGGGAUUUGGUUUUGGGUGGCUCUGGAACGAGGAGUUUAGGGUUUGUGUUCUUGAGUGUGUUUAAGUGGGAGAAGAGGAAAGGUUGGGAUGUGUUGUUGAAAGCUUACUUGAGAGAGUUCUCUGGUGAAGACAAUGUUGCUCUUUUCUUGUUGACUAACGCUUAUCAUUCAGAUAGAGAUUUUGGGAACAAGAUUGUUGAUUUUGUGAAAGAGUUGAGUCUUGAAGAGGGGGAAGAUGGUUACCCUUUUGUUUAUGUGAUUGAUAAACACAUAGCUCAGGUUGAUUUGCCUCGGUUGUACAAAGCGGCUGAUGCGUUUGUGUUGCCUACGAGAGGGGAAGGAUGGGGACGGCCGAUAGUGGAAGCUAUGGCGAUGUCUUUGCCUGUGAUUGCUACGAACUGGUCUGGGCCCACGGAGUAUCUGACUGAAGAGAAUGGUUAUCCGUUGGUGGUUGAGGAGAUGAGUGAAGUGAAGGAAGGUCCUUUUGAAGGGCAUCAAUGGGCAGAGCCUUCUGUUGAUAAGCUUAGGGUGCUGAUGAGGCGUGUGAUGAGUGAACCUGAUGAAGCGAAGGUUAAAGGGAGGCGUGGAAGAGAGGAUAUGGUCAAGAAGUUUGCUCCUGAGGUUGUGGCUAAGGUUGUUGCGGAUCAAAUCGAAAGAAUCUUUGAAGAGAAAAUAAGAAGAUGACAGGAUCUCACACUUUGGUUUAGAUCAAAUAAGGAAAGUGAACAGUGAUUGUAUUUUCUCAUUCAAGGAUUAUUCACCAAACAUAGUGUAUAUCAAGGACAGCUUAUUCUCUGAGUUUGUGUUUCUUUUUCACUGGAGAUGAGAGCGAAACAGGACUUGUUUGUA
This is a messenger RNA of Brassica rapa (field mustard), 1642 nucleotides long. RefSeq lists its product as uncharacterized. Lineage: Eukaryota; Viridiplantae; Streptophyta; Magnoliopsida; Brassicales; Brassicaceae. The record is from RefSeq and is a predicted model, not a curated record.